This is a messenger RNA of Suillus subalutaceus, 348 nucleotides long. RefSeq lists its product as uncharacterized. Lineage: Eukaryota; Fungi; Basidiomycota; Agaricomycetes; Boletales; Suillaceae. The record is from RefSeq and is a predicted model, not a curated record. The transcript is spliced from 3 exons. The coding region runs from base 36 to 284 and encodes 82 amino acids.
CAAGUUACUACUAUCAACCACUCUCUGGGCAAAAAAUGAACUUCAAAUCACUUGCCCUAUUCCUCACUGCCGCUGCAGUCCCUCAGGUUGUAGUCGCGGGUCCGCUUGCCUACGGUAUUUGCCAGACAGGAUGCAAUGGUCUGGCUGUUGCUUGCUACGCCGCCGCCGGGUUCACAUUCGGGGUCGCACUCCCUGCAGCACCUCCUGUGCUGAUUGCAUGUAAUGUGGGCCUUGGGGGGUGUAUGGCGGCUUGUGCCGUGGUCGCGCUUACACCCACUCCCUGAGUGGGUGCAAUCGUGAAUGUGGCGACGAGAACCCACAUUGCGUGAUGAGAAUGGCGUCUUUGUU